UGAACGCAGACAAAACAACAGAUGAGAAAUGUUAUGGAUGUGGAAAUAAGAAGUGGAUAGACACUUCCGUGACAUUUUAUCAGCGCACAAUGUCUAAACUGCAGAUUUUAAGUGUUUUUCUCACAGAUAGAUUAACAUUAGCUGCGCAGGAGAUUUUUAAGGCUGUGGAAGACAUAUUUUCAGAGUAUAAUGAGGAGAUUUGUCGCUCCAGACAGGAGAUUGAGCUGCUCAAGAGGAGACUGCAGCAGGCAGGAGUUCAGAUGGACGCUGAAACGCAGCCUUGCUCCACCGAGACUCAAGGACAGAGAUACACCCAGACAUUUUCAGAGGAAUGGAGAUCUGAACAUGACUUGAAAGAUACAGAGAUGCAUAUGAAACUAGAAGUUUAUACACAGCCCGACGAGAAUGAAGAGGACAUGCCUGUGUGCGGUGAAUCAGCAUCUUUAUCACCAUGUAUGGACAUUUAUCAUGAUCAGACGCCCAGCAAAGACACUGAAACCCAAGUGAUGGACAGUAGUGAGAAUAAUUUUCCCUUUAUUAACAAAGCAGCUCGAAUUAAGAAUGAGCCUGAGACUAAUACUGAAACAGGUACCACCUGCCAAAUACAGCAGAACAUCACAAAACAAGGUUUGGAUGAUUCAGGGGCCAGUUAUGCUUCCAGUGACGUCAACAAAGUCAAAGUUAGCCACGUUGGCUCCCCCAGACAUGAGACACAAACAUUUAAUCUGCCCCUCAGAAAACAAGAGAUGUUGACAAAGCAUCGGAUGGAGCUGGCCCAGAUAAGAGCAAGAUUGGCAGAUGAAGAGCGAAAGAAGUCCGCAGCAAAAGCUAGAUCCCUAAAGCACAAGCAGAAAGUAUACGGGAAUCCUGAGCUUCGUGAGGCAUGCAGGAAAAAGGAGAGAGAGAGUAAAUUACAAUCACAGCAGGAAAGGAACAAGAGGAAUAAGAGUGAAAAUGAGGAAAUUCACAGAGUAAAGAAGAUCAGACACUUUGAAGAAGUGACACUUGAUAAAGAACAACAAACACAGUCCAAGACAAGCCUGGCUGACAUAUGUUUGGAAGACGUUCAGCAUGAAGAGGAACUGUCUGAAAGCUACCCAACACAUCAUGAUAUUCACGGAAAUCCACACGGUACAGGAGAGUAUUUGUGUGUGGUGUGCCGCAGACGGUUCAGCUCACCAGGACUGCUGAAAAUUCAUCUGCGAGUUCACUCUGGAGAGAAACCCUACCACUGCAACUUUUGUGGGAAAAACUUUAGACAAUCAAGUCACCUGAACACACAUGUCCGGAUCCACACGGGAGAGAGACCUCACAUCUGUCAGAACUGUGGGAAGACGUUUAUUGACUCCAGCGCAAGAAACAGACACUUCAAAAAAUGCGUUCUUAUCUCUCUGCAAGCACCAUGAAAUCAUAAGGAGCACCUGUUGUUUUCUGUAGCUCACUGAAAUGGAAAUGUCAUGGUAAAUACUUUCAAGGCUAAAAUGACAGCAGCUGAUUUUUUACAAUAGUGACGUUUCAAUCGAUAGGUCCGAUCCAGUGUCAUUAAAAACACAACCACUAGAAAAGUGAUGUGUGAAGAACAUCUCCUCCUCCUGUCUUUAAAAAAAAAAAGAUUUUACCUUUUUGUUUUUUUGCACAGAAAUUUUACCUGAACUCCUUAAAACACAUUCAAUGGUACGUUUUCCACAGCAGGACUAAUAGAGUUUCUUGAAACAUCUGAACUGAGGUAUGGCUCACAUUUUAACCAUGUAAUGCUUUGUUUAUUUACUGAGAAAAUCUUUUUUCUACUUAAAAAAAGCUGUUUAUGCCUCCAUGUUUUAUCUUGUUUCUUCUACUUAAUAUUAAAUGUUUAUUA
Sinocyclocheilus rhinocerous is the source of this 1855-nucleotide messenger RNA. Its product is annotated as zinc finger protein 93-like. Bases 90 to 1406 code for a protein of 438 amino acids. Gene Ontology annotation, molecular function: DNA-binding transcription factor activity, RNA polymerase II-specific. Gene Ontology annotation, biological process: regulation of transcription by RNA polymerase II. The record is from RefSeq and is a predicted model, not a curated record. NCBI's taxonomy places the organism in Eukaryota, Metazoa, Chordata, Actinopteri, Cypriniformes, Cyprinidae. Gene Ontology annotation, cellular component: nucleus. The transcript has 7 exons.